CUCAUGCGCGACCAGAUGCUGGACACCGUGUCCUUCUUGCUGCGCUUCUUGCUCAUUUGCGCGGCCGGCAGCGUCAUCAAAGUCAGGGCCUCGGAGGUCGUUGAGCAUAGUUUUCGAGUGAACGCCCUUACGUGGGGAGCGAGCAGCAAAGCAAAGUGGAUCCUUCUCCUUCACCAACUGGACACUGUGAGGCCGACUACCACAUUUGGUGGACUUGACGUCGGAUUGGGGCUCAUGUUAUCGGUGAGAAAAAUAUUUUCACCGAGAGGGGAACAAUAUUGCUAUAAGAUAAACUUUACUCAGUGUCAUUGGACAAAAUUUAUUGAUUAGAAAUGUCUGGCCUAUGCGCUUGCUUGCAGUUGUUCGCGACUACGACGACGUACCUGCUUGUUCUCCUUCAAUUUGAAAAGUGAUCACUGCAUACCAAGGUUAUAGUGUACCGCGUCAUUUCCAUAUUCGACAAGUUUGACCAGCAUCGACAUUCCCUGAUAUCACGAUAAAACGUUUCCUGGCUUUCGCAGGAACUCCCUGGAAAUCGUCCGUCUUAACCAUAGACUUGGAAAACCAUGAAACGGUUUUACCGUGAUAACAAGUCCAAAAAUGAAACUUUCUGUUGUCUUUCUGCCACGUGUUUAUCAAACGAAACUAAGAAUUUAAUUCUCUAUCCUUUGAAUCCAUGUUCUGAUUGGGAUUGUAAGCAUUCAAAAAAUAAA
Messenger RNA from Thrips palmi, 713 nucleotides. RefSeq lists its product as uncharacterized. The transcript is spliced from 3 exons. Bases 4 to 330 code for a protein of 108 amino acids. NCBI's taxonomy places the organism in Eukaryota, Metazoa, Arthropoda, Insecta, Thysanoptera, Thripidae. The record is from RefSeq and is a predicted model, not a curated record.